AGUAGCUAACACAGUCCUUUAGACAGGAGUGUGCCCAUCCCUCAUUGGUCCAUGUCUUGCUCUGACCUCACAAGGAGUCAUUGUGAGGAAUGACUGACACCUGUGCAUAUAACACACUGCCUAGGCCUGGGUUUUGUCCUUCUAGUACAGAGAGCUGUUGGGUAGUGAGUGAUCUGUGGGACUUGGAUGGUGGUGACAGUUUUGGACCUGGAUAUCGGUGAAGUUUUGGACUCGGAUGCUGGUGACUUGUUUUACUUGACAGAUUGGUGUUGGUACGAGCCUUUAUAUCAACAAAGAGGAAGAAGUGGGAAAUGGCUCAAGGCAACACCCUACAGUACAACUCCUGUGACGAAGAGGCUUUAACAGAGCACUAUGAAAUCCUAAAGACCCUUGGUCGGGGAGCAUUUGGAGAAGUAAAAUUGGCUAGCCAUCUACUCACCCAGACAAGGGUAGCAGUAAAAGUUCUUCCAAAAGGCACAAAGAAUAGCCUCAUCAAAUCAGAAAUUGAAAUAAUGAAAUCUCUAGACCAUCCCAAUAUCAUUAAACUUCUGCACAUAAUCGACACCACAAAUACCACGUACAUAGUUAUGGACUAUGCCAUAGGCGGAGAGCUGAUGGACAGGAUUGUGGAGUUUGGCUACCUACAGGAGGAGGAGUCCCGUAAGGUAUUUAAACAGAUGGUAUGUGCCCUUCAGUAUUGUCACAUGAAAGGGAUUGUUCACAGGGAUCUAAAGCCUGAAAAUAUUUUAGUGGACGGCAAAGGAAAUAUAAAACUCAGUGAUUUUGGGCUGGGCACCAAGCUUACCCUGGGGCAGAAGCUAGCACAUUUCUGUGGGACCGUUCCUUAUUGUGCCCCAGAAGUCUUUAAAGGUGGAAGCUAUGAUGGCCGAGCAACUGACAUCUGGAGUUUGGGGGUUGUACUCUACUUUAUGUCUACAGGGUGCCUCCCUUUCAAGGGAACUGCCUUUGUAGGAAUAAAGGAGCAGAUCUUGGUGGGAAAGUACUCUGUUGAAUUCAAGCUGUCGCCAGAGCUUUGGGAUCUUAUUGCUAAGUUGUUAACUAUAAAUCCUGGAGAAAGACCAACAAUAGAUGAUGUUGUGGGCUUUCAAUGGCUGAAGCAUGGCAAUGAAGGUUCUCCCAAUCCCUUUAGAGAGAACGAUGAGGACAGCUACCCAGACCCCACUGUGAUGGCCAUCAUGGGUGUCAUGGGUUAUAAGCAAGGACAGAUCCUGGAAGCUUUACACGAGAAGAAGUUUGAUCAAGUGAUGGCCACCUACUUGAUUCUUAGGCAGCAGUCACCCUGGGAAGACAUUACAAAAGAUCUUCAGCCCAAGCAGUCUGCUGGAACCUUGAACCUUACAGGCCCUCCCACAACACCUAAAGUGACUAUCAAGAGGGGAUCUAGUGUCUCUAUCCUUUCCACUUCUUCCAGUUUGCACACUCUAACUGAGAGUCCCGAGAAUGACAAAAAGGGGAGAACGAGGUACAGUAGGCCUCCCACCCUGAACUGCCCUGACAAGAAAACAGCCCCCAUUCACAGAAUCUGCCCCCAGUGUGUGCAUGAGGCUAAUUUCAUGAACAGCACCUCGGGGGAUUCAGAGAGCACUAUUAACACCUCCGAUGAAAUAUGUACCACAGUGUCUUGCCCCCAGUGUGUACAUGAGGCUAAUUUCUCGAACAGCACCUCGGGGGAUUCAGAGAGCACUGUUAACACCUCCGAUGAAAUAUGUACCACAGUGUCCUGCCCCCAGUGUGUACAUGAGGCUAAUUUCACGAACAGCACCUCGGGGGAUUCAGAGAGCACUAUUAACACCUCCGAUGAAAUAUGUACCACAGUGUCCUGCCCCCAGUGUGUACAUGAGGCUAAUUUCACGAACAGCACCUCGGGGGAUUCAGAGAGCACUAUUAACACCUCCGAUGAAAUAUGUACCACAGUGUCCUGCCCCCAGUGUGUACAUGAGGCUAAUUUCCCGAACAGCACCUCGGGGGAUUCAGAGAGCACUGUUAACACCUCCGAUGAAAUAUGUACCACAGUGUCCUGUCCCCAGUGUGUACAUGAGGCUAAUUUCCCGAACAGCACUAAGUUAUCCUGGAAUGUGUCCGAAGCUGGCCCUAACAAAUCAAAGAGCAAGGCGUCCUCACAGGAUGUUUUAUCUCAUCACACCACUAUGGAGGAAGUUCAGUGCAGAGACGUCAACAUACAAGGUGAAAUUAUCGGUUCAUCUCUCCCACAAACCUCACCUCAGGAGGACCUCAGAGGACAGCCCCACAGCAUGUCUACUGCUGGUCAGAGAGAUGAAAGGAGCAGCUCAUCUCUCCUACAAACUGCACCUCAGGAGGACCUCAGAGGACAGCCCCUCAGUGUUGCUACAGCUGCUUCAAAGAACAACAUGACCUCACAAGAUAGAUCAACUCCAUUCUCCAGCAAGGAGGCCCAGGAUGAGGGUCCGAUUGUACAAGAAAAAGACCUCAGCCCAUCCUCCCCAGAAACAUCCCAGGGACACCUCAGUGGUCGGAGACAGACUGCACCCAGAGCCCCCUUUAGAAAGCGGAUUUGGAAGAGCCUACAGAGCAGGAUUAUAAAAGGCCUGAGAAGUUUAUGUUGCUGCAUACCAACAGAAAAGAGGGAGCGCCUAGGCUGCAACAAAAUCCUGCCUGUGACCUUAGAGGGCCAUGGAGGGAGCCAAGGUAACAGGAAAACAGGCCUCAGAGGACCUUCCACGCACAGUGUGAUCGUCAUUCCAGCUAACUGUCGCCAGGUGUACCAUGAGCCAUUAGAAGAGAGAGCGGCACCGGAAGCAGAGGAGGACCCCAGAGGGCCUGCCCAGUUUGUAUGUGUUCAAGAUGAGUAUUGCUGA
Peromyscus eremicus (cactus mouse) is the source of this 2858-nucleotide messenger RNA. Its product is annotated as sperm motility kinase X-like. Gene Ontology annotation, molecular function: tau-protein kinase activity; ATP binding; protein serine/threonine kinase activity. The record is from RefSeq and is a predicted model, not a curated record. NCBI's taxonomy places the organism in Eukaryota, Metazoa, Chordata, Mammalia, Rodentia, Cricetidae. The coding region runs from base 312 to 2858 and encodes 848 amino acids. The transcript is spliced from 4 exons. Gene Ontology annotation, cellular component: cytoplasm. Gene Ontology annotation, biological process: intracellular signal transduction; microtubule cytoskeleton organization; protein phosphorylation.